AUGGCUACAAUAGCCGAAGCCCUUACCCGUUUAAAUCUCCCUCCUCAAACUACACAAAGCACCCAACAAGCUUCAACCUCAAGUAGUUUGCCCUCCCAACCUCAACCCAAUCCUAAAGGAAGCAUAAAUGCCAUUACUCUUAGAAGUGGUACUAAGUUAGAUAAGAAUGUGGCUAUACCUUCAAAGUUGAGUGAGGAAGUAAACAAUGAGGAGGUAGAAGAUGAAGUGGAGAUGAUGAAGGGUGAAGAAGAAAAUAUUGACAAAGGUGAGGCAGAACCACCAAAGGUCAAGGAGGCUAAGAGAAAAACUUUGCUUGAAGAGCCUUUGCCGAUUCCAUUCCCAACUCUGGCCAAGAAAGCAAAGAAACAAGAAGAUCUUGACCCCACUGUGGUGGAAGUUUUUGAGAAAGUUGAAGUUACUGUCCCUCUCUUUCAAGCCAUUCAACAAGUGCCGAAAUAUGCCAAGUUUCUCAAGGAUGUUUGCACUCACAAAGACAAGCUUGGCAACCUCAAAAGAAAGCCGGUAGAUGAUUCUAUCUCUUCUUUACUUCUCGAAAAAUGCAAUGAUCCCGGCCCAUGUUUGGUGACUUGUUUGAUUAGUGAGAUUAAGUUCAUGGACUGUAUGUGUGAUUUGGGGGCAUGUGUGAGUAUCACGCCACUCUCCAUCUAUGAAAGAUUGAACUUAUCUCCCCUAAAGAGGUCCGAUGCAAGGUUUGUAUUAGCCGACAAGAGUAUUGUGUCAGUUGUGGGGAUUGCAGAGAAUGUCAUAGUUAAUAUUCAAGGAUUGCUCUUUCCAGUUGAUUUUUACAUUUUGGAGACUCCUCCCAUUGACUCAACAAAACCAUCAUCAAUACUCCUUGGAAGACCAUUCUUGAAGACGGCCCGUUUCAGGCUAGAUGCACACUCGGGAGUCUAUUCUUUUGAGUCGGAUGCAAGUUAG
Molecule: messenger RNA, 939 nt
Organism: Arachis stenosperma
Lineage: Eukaryota; Viridiplantae; Streptophyta; Magnoliopsida; Fabales; Fabaceae
Exons: 1
Coding region: 1-939 (312 amino acids)
Source: RefSeq, a predicted model, not a curated record